Messenger RNA from Stegodyphus dumicola, 2917 nucleotides. It is a transcript of the gene lt, whose product is annotated as vacuolar protein sorting-associated protein light. Gene Ontology annotation, biological process: cellular response to starvation; protein targeting to vacuole; vesicle-mediated transport. Lineage: Eukaryota; Metazoa; Arthropoda; Arachnida; Araneae; Eresidae. Gene Ontology annotation, cellular component: HOPS complex; late endosome. The record is from RefSeq and is a predicted model, not a curated record. Gene Ontology annotation, molecular function: protein binding.
UAAAAGUGUUAUUUAUAAUAAUUUUUAUUCCAUACAUAGUUAUUAAAAUGUCAGUGUGAAAAAUGAUAAUCAUUGAUAGACUGAGCGUAUAGAAGCUUCUGAAUAGUAAUGUAAACAGAAGGGGGGUGGUAUCAUUUGGCUUUGGCAACAGUAAUGGAGGCUGUGGAAGAGGAGCGGAAUGCUGAAUUUAAUGAGGAUAAUGACUUUGAGGAACACAGUUCUGAUGAUACUGAGGAGGAAAUUGAACCCAAAUUGUGCUAUGAACGCCUGACAAAUGAUGUACCUAAUAUUCUAAAAAAAGAUGCAGCUAGUUGCAUUGCUGUCCAUACAAAGUUUCUUGCUCUAGGCACACAUCUGGGAGUAAUUCAUAUUCUUGAUCAUCAAGGAAACAAUAUAAGAAAUAAAGAGCUUCUCUUGCAUGUCACCACUGUAAAUCAAAUAAGUAUUGAUGAGAAAGGAGAUUAUUUGGCAUCAUGUUCUAAUGAUGGAAAGGUUGCUAUUCAUGGACUGUACAGUUGUGAUCUCAAUACUUCAAUAACGAUUGAGAGGCCUGUUCGAUCUGUUGCCUUAGAUCCAAAUUUUUCCAAAUCAAGUGCUAAUAGGAGGUUUAUUGUAGGUGAAGAUAAGGUUCUUUUAUAUGAACGUCAUAUUUUAACUGGUUAUAAACCUAGCAUUUUGUAUCAAGGUGAAGGAGCUAUAAGGAAUAUAAAAUGGAGAGAGAGAUUUGUUGUAUGGGCCAGUGAUAAGACUGUACGAGUAUACGAUAUGAUUGCUAAUAGAACUGUGACUAUGAUUCAAAAGGAUCAUGAUCCUUCGUUGCGUAGCGAUUUGUAUCGAUGUAAUCUAUUUUGGAAAGAUGAUAGGACUCUUCUUGUUGGCUGGGCUAAUACUGUUAAGGUAUGUCAAGUAAUUCCCUCAGAAUCUCCAAAAACAACAAGUUUAACAAAUUUAAAGGAACAGAUUGGACCUCCUCGUUUUUAUGUUCAAAUAACAUCCAUUUUCACCACUGACUUCUUUAUAUGUGGCAUCUCAUCUUAUGGAGCUGCUAUUGUUGUUCUUACUGUUGCAAAAAACCCAGAGGAAGUUGUAAGCAUUGGAUCCCGCCCUCAACUUAGAGUUCUUGAAGCUCAUGGAGAAGAUUACAGUGUAAUACUUAGUGACAUUCUCACUCUGCGUGCAUAUCAAGAAUAUAGGUGCAAUGAUUAUCAUUUAGAUAGUUUAGCCGAAGAAGGCUUGUAUUUUAUAUUGAGUUUGAAGGAUUUUGUUGUUGCUAAACCAAGAAAUGAAGAUGAUCAUAUUGCAUGGUUGUUAGAACAUGAACGAUAUAAGGAAGCUGUAGAAGCUAUUUCUGAAAGCAAAAAUUUGAAGAAAUAUACUCUUCUGGGUGUUGGAAACAUUUAUUUGGAUCACUUACUGGAGCUGAAACAGUAUAAUGAAGCUGCUGCUCUGUGUGCUGUUAUAUAUGGUAAAGACAAAGAAGUUUGGGAAACGGGAGUGUAUCGAUUUGCUGAGAUCGAACAGUUGCGAGCUAUUGCUCCAUAUGUACCAACUGAGGAAAAUUUGGUACCUACAAUUUAUGAGAUGAUUCUUAAUGAAUUUUUGCAACAUGAUCAGCAAGGUUUCUUGGAUCUGAUCCGUACAUGGCCAAGUCAUAUUUAUGAUAUAUCUACUAUUAUAAGUAUUGUAUUGGAGCAAUUAGCUUUAUUUCCCAAGUCUGAAUUGCUGUUAGAAAGUCUUAGUGAACUGUAUAUUUACGACAAGAAAUUUGAUAAAGCUUUGAAUGUGUUAAUAGAGAUUGGUAGUAAGGACAGAGUGUUUGAAUUGAUUCAAAAUCAUAAUUUGUUUGGAAGUAUUCAUGACAAACUUGACACACUAAUGGUUUUAAAUCCACCUGUGGCUACAAAUAUGCUACUCAAUAAUGUGCAAAAAAUCCCAGUGAAUCUGGUUGUUUCUAAGUUGAAAAAUAAGAAAAAAUUGUUGUAUGAAUAUUUGCACAAGGCUUUUCUUAAAGACCCUACACUUGGAGAAGAACAUCAUGGUUUGUUAGUGGAAUUAUAUGCUGAGUAUGCGCCAGAACAGUUAUUAUCUUUUCUAAGAACAUCUUAUAAUUAUUCAUUAGAACACGCUUUAGAAGUUUGUCAGCAGCGUUCUUUAAUACAUGAAGUAGUCUUCUUAUUAGGCAGAAUGGGUAACACAAGGCAAGCCCUGCAGCAGAUCACUGAGCAACUUCAAGAUAUUGAUCAAGCAAUUGAAUUCUGUAAAGAGCACAAUGAUAAAGAAUUAUGGGAGGAUUUAAUUCAAUCUUCCCUUGAUAAACCUGGUUUUAUUACUGUUUUGUUGCAAAAUAUCGGCACGCAUGUGGAUCCAAUAAUGCUGAUUCAGAAAAUUCCAAAUGGGAUGGAAAUUCCUGGAUUAAGAGAUUCAUUGGUUAAAAUUCUUCAUGAUUAUACUUUGCAGAUUUCAUUGCGAGAAGGGUGCAAGAAAAUUCUGGUGUCAGAUUGCUAUGCAUUAUUGGAAAAACUACACAAAUUACAGAAAAGGGGAAUUUUAGUAAAUGAAGAUCAGACCUGUCCAUUAUGUGAAAGAAAAUUACACUGUAAUGAUUCCAGAAGUGGAGGAAAUAUAAUUAUUUUUAACUGUCGGCAUGCCUUCCAUGAAGAUUGUGUACCUUUUCAAAAAAUGGAAACAUGUAGUAUAUGCAGUGCACAGAAGCAUGGCACAGCAGGAAAUUCAUAAUUAAUCAUGUGAUAAGUUUUGUAAAUUAUUUGGAAUUUUUCUGUAAUUUUUCCAGAAUUUUUUUUGGAAUUUUCUUUUUUAUAUCUAAAUCUUUGUAUUAUAUGAAUUAAAAUUUAUCUUUAUAUUUUAUAAUGUAGAAAUAAAUAGUUCAAGGCAAUCUAAGCCAAUAUUUUUAGUUGCA